AUGGAGGAGAAUGAGAAUGAGAUUGAAGUAAAAUCGAGCAAGGGGGCGGGUCGCGAAUCGAAAUCGAGAUCGGCUGCUGCGGCGCAGAGAGGCACGCGAAGCUCGCGAUCUAAGUCGCCCUCUCCAGCCGUCGCCGACUCUGAUCGAGAAGAGGAAGAGGAGGAAGAAGAGAGCAAAUCGACCGCCAUCGGCGAUUCAGAGGAGGACCAGCGCGAACAGAUGAACGCGAGGCGGCGGACGUCGCCGCGGCGUAGCGGCAGGACCCCCUCGCACUCCAAGUCGCCCUCGCCCACCAGGGCGCCCACCGCGCCCCGGAAGGCCAAGGGCGCAGCAGAAGACGCAAACGACGACGACGACGCGGCCGCCGAAGACAAGAAGAAGACGAAGAAGAAGGCGACGAAGACGAAGAAGAAGAAGAAGGAGGAGUCGAGCUCAGGCGAAGAUGAAGAAGAGGAGAAUGACAAGAAGAAGGCUUCAAAGAAAGAAAAGAAGGACAACAAGAAGAAGGCGAAGAAAGAGGAGGAAGAGGAGAACGCCGACGGAAAAGACGAGGAGCAAGAGGAGAGGAGGAGGAGGAAGAAGGAGGAAGCGAAGAGGAGGAGGAGAAGGUGGGCAAGGGGCCGGCGGAAGGGGCGGCGGCGCGGGAGCACCAACUGGGGCGGGCGCCGGCGCAAGAGGAAGUCCACCGCCACCGCCGCGCCCAACAAGCGGGAGAAGAAGAAGGAGGAGGAGGCGGGCGACGCCAUGGACGUGGAGGGCGCGGACGAACAGCAGCAAAACAACGGGAGCGCGCCGAAGCGACGCGGCGGGAGGAGGAAGAAGGCCGAGAUGGAGAUCGAGGAGGAGGAGGGCGAGAACGAGGAGGGCGAGAACGGUGACGGGAGCGACGGGAGCGCGGGGAGCGAGACGAGCGACGACGACGAUCGGAUGACGAGCGGGGACGAGGAAGACGAGGAAGACGACGAGGAGGAGGAGGAGGAGCUGGUGCCGAUCCGCCUCAGCGUGUUUGUCGAUGGGCAGAGCCUCCACGACACCUUCCUGUGGAACAUCCACGAGUCGACAUUGACUCCGAAGGAGUUUGCGCGGAGCUUGUGCAUGGAAAUGGACCUGCCGCCGGCCUUCGAAACGGCGGUGGAGACGGCGAUCGACAAGCAGCUGACGGCCCACCUGCGGUGGCGGACGGCCUUCCGCGAGGAGAAGAUCCGCAUCCCCAGCAAGGACGCCCUCAUCCUCAUCCAGCUGAACAUGACCAUCAACGAGCAAUCGCUGCAAGACCAGUUCGAGUGGGACGUCUCCAACAAGGAAAACAGCCCCGAGGUACGGCCGACGCUCAUCGCCAUCGUCACCACCACCGUCGCCAUCGCCAUCGCCAUCGCCGCCAUCACCAUCGCCACCAUCACCAUCCUCUUCGCGCAGCAGUUGUGCACCGAUCUGGGCCUCACCCGAGAGUUCGAGGUCGCCAUCGCCCACUCCAUCCGCGAACAAGUGAAUCGGCACCUGCGGAGCUACGUGGAGACGGCGAGCGCGGACGAGGCGCGGGCGCGUGUUAGGCCCGUGGUGAGGUCGGCCGUGCGAGACGGCGAGGAGACCGAGAUCUUCACGCCCGUCGUCUCCGCCCCUACCAACCCCUACAAGGUCAUCACCGACGCCCACAAGGAUCAGCCGGUGAGUGCGCCUCUGCCACUGUCGCUGCAGGCGCCGCCGACCGCUGUGUCGAUGAUGGGCCGCGCCUCCUACAGCCCCUACCCCCAGAACCACCACCCCGUACGCGCCCAAUCCACUGCUGCUCGUGCGGGCUCGUCCGUCCCCACCGUCACCGUCUCGCGACCGCCCGCCGCGUCCGUGGCUACAACAGGUCCACACCAGACCUAUCACCCGCAGCAGCAGCCGCCGCAGGCGGGGUAUGCCUACGCCGGCAGCCCGGGUCCAGUCUCACAAUACGCUCCGGGCUCUGCCUAUGCUGCUGCUGUCUCCUCUUCUUCUUCCGCAUCAUCAUCUUCAUCAUCGUCGUCGUCGUCUCCCUACGUCUACGGUGGACCCUACGCCUACUCGAGUACUUCCGCUACUUCAUCUUCAUCUGCCUCCUAUGGGUCCUCCUCCGCCUCGUACUCGCCUUCGCCCUCUUUCUUUGCCACCUCAUCCGCCUCUCUGUCAUCGUCGUCUUCGUCUUCUUCUUCUUCUUCCCACUCUUCUUCCUCUUCUCCCUACACCCCGCGAAGUCAUCCGCCAUCCUCCGCCAUCCCACAACGCCCACCACCCCAGCCUCAGUCCCAGCCCAGUUGA
Acanthamoeba castellanii str. Neff is the source of this 2283-nucleotide messenger RNA. Its product is annotated as Fbox domain containing protein. The record is from RefSeq and is a predicted model, not a curated record. Gene Ontology annotation, biological process: chromatin remodeling; regulation of transcription by RNA polymerase II. Gene Ontology annotation, molecular function: transcription coregulator activity. Lineage: Eukaryota; Discosea; Longamoebia; Acanthamoebidae. Gene Ontology annotation, cellular component: nuclear chromosome; nucleus. Bases 1 to 2283 code for a protein of 760 amino acids. The transcript has 9 exons.